GCCGAGACGAUUCCGAAGGCCAUCGACCGGAGCCUGAUGUACGCCUGCCGCGUCCUCGUGUGCGACUCGCAGCAGGAGGUGCACAGCCUCGGGGAGUGGGCCGGCGAGACGGGCAUCAACAGGGGCAUGAGGGGCUUGAGGCCAGAGAAGCGGACCGAGAUGAUCGCAACGAUCGCGAGGGUCGUGGACGGCUUCGUCAACCAGUUCAUCACGUCGGCCGCGGCCGACAGCAGCAUGGUCGAAGUCUUGAGCGGCAACCAGAGGGUUGCACUCGCAUACCGCCUGGAGAAGAAGAGGAUCCUGGAG
Prorocentrum cordatum is the source of this 306-nucleotide messenger RNA. The record is from the annotation of a GenBank genome assembly. Lineage: Eukaryota; Dinophyceae; Prorocentrales; Prorocentraceae.